This is a messenger RNA of Suillus fuscotomentosus, 312 nucleotides long. RefSeq lists its product as uncharacterized. NCBI's taxonomy places the organism in Eukaryota, Fungi, Basidiomycota, Agaricomycetes, Boletales, Suillaceae. The transcript is spliced from 2 exons. The record is from RefSeq and is a predicted model, not a curated record. The annotation marks the transcript as partial.
GAACACCCUAAGCUGCAGGAACAUAUACGAAAGUGCACCGAUGUUGGUGACAUGUACCCGUUGUCAGCUAGUUUUCAGGACCACGUGCAACCAGAUUGGGGCCAGGUAUUCUUGAGGACUAUGGAAGAUGUGCUGUAUAUAAAGUUCAAGCAACAUCCUGACCUUCGGACAUUGCUUUUGCGCACAGGCCUUGCUGAUAUUGUGUAUGCCGAUGCCAAUGAUGCGUACUGGGGCCAUGGUCCUUCAGGUGAUGGUGCCAACAAACUUGGAAAGGCCUUGAUACACGUACGGGACAGACUUUGUGCGGAAGGA